Fusarium odoratissimum NRRL 54006 is the source of this 1116-nucleotide messenger RNA. Its product is annotated as endopolygalacturonase. Gene Ontology annotation, molecular function: polygalacturonase activity. The record is from RefSeq and is a predicted model, not a curated record. Bases 1 to 1116 code for a protein of 371 amino acids. Gene Ontology annotation, cellular component: extracellular region. The transcript has 5 exons. Gene Ontology annotation, biological process: pectin catabolic process. Lineage: Eukaryota; Fungi; Ascomycota; Sordariomycetes; Hypocreales; Nectriaceae.
AUGUUCAAGUUCGGAAGUGCUCUUUUCCUCACCGCCUUGGCCAACACCGCCAUGACCGCUCCCUCGUAUCCUGAGGUUCAUACCUACAACGACAAGUGGGACCCCUGCACCUUUUCCGAUGCUUCCAAGGCUAUGGCCGGGCAAUCGAACUGCACCAAUCUUAUUCUUAACAACGUGGCUGUUCCCGCUGGAACGACCCUGGACCUCACCAAGCUGCAGAGCGGCGCUAAGGUCACCUUCCAGGGUACCACCACCUGGGACUACAAGGAGUGGGAGGGCCCUCUUCUCUCCAUCGCUGGAAACAAGAUCACGGUCGAGGGAGCCUCUGACGCUAUUCUUAAUGCUGACGGUGCUCGUUGGUGGGAUGGAAAAGGAGACAAGGGCAAGACCAAGCCCAAGUUCUUCGCCGCUCACAAGUUAACCAACUCCACCAUCAAAAGCCUCUACAUCAAGAACACCCCUGUUCAGGCUGUCAGCAUCAACGGCGUCAACGGCCUCAACAUUGACAAGAUGACCAUCGACAACGCCGACGGUGACUCCAAGGGUGGCCACAACACUGAUGGUUUUGACAUCGGUGACAGCACAGGCGUUACCAUUACCGGCGCCAAGGUUUACAACCAGGAUGACUGCGUUGCUGUCAACUCUGGAACCGACAUCACCUUCAGUGGCGGCUUUUGCUCCGGUGGCCACGGUCUCUCCAUCGGAAGUGUUGGCAACCGGGACAACAACGUCGUCGACAACGUCAAGUUCUUGAACUCCCAGGUUACCAAGUCUGACAACGGCAUUCGUGUCAAGACUGUCAAGGGUGGUUCCGGCAAGGUCGCCGGCGUUACCUACUCUGGCAUCACCCUGUCGAACAUUGCCAAGUAUGGUGUUAUCGUUGAGCAGAACUACUAUGGUGGCGACCUCAAGGGCGAGCCUACUAGCAGCCUCCCUAUCACCGGUCUGACCAUCAAGGAUAUUACUGGUACCGGUGCUGUUUCUUCCAGCGGAUACAACAUUGCCAUCGUCUGCGGUAGCUCCGGCUGCUCUAACUGGACUUGGUCCAACGUCAAUGUCACCGGUGGUAAGACUUACGGCAGCUGCGAGAACGUCCCCAGCGUGGCCUCUUGCUAG